This is a messenger RNA of Rhizophagus irregularis DAOM 181602=DAOM 197198, 1428 nucleotides long. RefSeq lists its product as uncharacterized. Gene Ontology annotation, cellular component: nucleus; cytosol. Gene Ontology annotation, biological process: nuclear-transcribed mRNA catabolic process; NAD-cap decapping. The record is from RefSeq and is a predicted model, not a curated record. Gene Ontology annotation, molecular function: mRNA 5'-diphosphatase activity. Lineage: Eukaryota; Fungi; Glomeromycota; Glomeromycetes; Glomerales; Glomeraceae.
UCACAAUUGAUAUUUCAGCAUUAACCAAAAAUGCAAAAUUGCUUGUCACAUUAGCUAUAGUAGCUAUUCGAAGAAUAAUGGAACAAAGUAUACAUCCUGAUUCAAAUAUUUAUAAAUUUCCUAUUCAUCCUUUUAAACGUUUUAAUAAGAAAUGUGUUGAAUUUAAACAACCUGUUGAAAUUACGUGUUUUAGUUACGAUGAAAAUCGUCAAUUACAUAUGGAUGAUAGAGAGUCGAGGUAUUAUUAUCCUCCCAAUUUGGAAGAUUGUAAUCUAUCAGUUGGAUAUGAAAAUUUAAUACAAAAAUCUGAAGGGCCUGAGCCAAUUCAUUCUUUAUUGGACGCUUUGAUUCAUUUAAACGAAACUAAGGGCGAUGAAGUCAAAGCUGAUAUUGUUUCUUGGAGAGGAAUUUUCACGAAGUUGUUGUGUACUCCAUAUAAUAGAAACGAAUCUUGGGAAUUUGGAGCUACAUUAUAUAAUAAUACAAUUUUCAUUGAAGAGCAUGAAACAGAACAAACACGACUAUAUCGUGAAGGAAGUACACCAAAAGCUAAAUUAAUGGGAUAUUGGGGAUAUAAAUUUGAGGCAUUAUGUACAAUUGGUGUACCUGCGACUGAAAUACAAUCUCCCGAUGAUCCCGAAUUAUUAGCUCGUAAAAAUACGAUAGUUAACACGAAUAUUCAAUAUUGUUCUGUGUCUAAAACAUCUUUGGGAAAAAAUAGAUUGAUUAUGGGAGCAGAAGUUGAUUGUCUUAUAGACGUUAAACCGCCAUAUCCUGAGAAUCCGAUUAAUAGAUAUAUUGAAUUAAAAACUACUAAAAUUCUCAAAAACGAAAGAGAUAAUUUUUUAUUUGAAAGAUAUAAGUUGAUUAAAUUUUGGGCACAAUCAUUUCUUAUUGGAUUACCAAAAAUCAUUGUUGGUUUUAGAGAUGAUGAUGGAAAUUUGUGUAGUUUAAAAGAAAUUAAAACUUUGGAGAUACCGAGAAUGGUUAGAGGAAAAGAUAAAAUGUGGGAUGCAGUUAUAUGUUUAAAUUUCUUAAAUGAAUUUUUUGAAUGGUUAAGAAGAGUGAUUGAUAUUGAGGAUGCGAAUUCUUCAUAUGUUAUAUCAUUUAAAGAACCAUAUCAAGAAAUUGAAGUCACAUUUUGUCAUAAUAAAAAUCCUGUAUUGGCAGAUAGACAUUUAAAAUCAUUUGGUAAAAAGUAAAAAAAAAGAUUAUUUGAUUGGUCUAAAUACUUUAUACCGUUCACAAAUAAGAUAUAUGAUGGCGCUGAAAUGUUGCAAAUAGGUUAUAUUUAGGAUAUAUAAUUAUUGAACGCUUCCAAAACUAAUUUAAAUUUUCACUCCACACAUAUAUAUAAAUUUUAAGCAUUUCUGAUAGAUGUAGUAAUUAUUAUAGUCGGCUUUAUCGUAAUAAAGGUAAUCAUUGAAC